CCUGUACCUAACGCGCUGAGUUGGUGACAUUCACCACGAGACGGAACGGUGUUGUGUCGACUGAUGAACAAACUCUCACCUGGUGCCAUCCCGAAGAUCCACAGUUCUGGGAUCCAGUUCAAGAUGAUGGAGAACAUUAAGAACUUCUCAGAUUCGAUGAGGAAAUAUGGCGUAAGUAUCCAGGACCUGUUCCAGACUGCCGACCUGUUUGAGAAAAAAGAUCUGGCCACCGUCUGCACAUCUCUCUUCUCCCUCGGCCGUGCGACGUACCUUCACCCUGAGUGGCCCGGUCCCUGGCUGGGUCCACGCCCCGCCGAAGAACACAAGCGGGAGUUCACUGAAGAGCAGCUGGCCGCCUCUAAGACAGUGAUCGGACUACAGGCGGGCUCCAACAAGGGCGCCACAGCCUCAGGCCAGAACGUGGGGGCCCAGCGUAGGGUCAUCAUCGGCAAGUAGACCGACUCCUGCACAAGACUCCACGCCCGCGACACCCUUCUGUUUUUUGUUUUUCAGUGUUGACAUAAAACAGCUGAUCAUCGAUAUUUGGAUUUUAAUAUAAUCUUUAUUUCUCUUAGCUGCAGUUCAUCACUAUAUUUCUAGCUCAACAUUCUGUAUUUUAUUAUUUUUUAACAGGCACCUCAUACAACUAUCACCUGUAGAGUGUUAUUUCAAAACUUCUGCCAAGGACAUGUCAUUUAGUCAUAGUUAUUGUACGACCUGUUUACUUUAUUGUCAAAUGAAGUAAAAUCGCAAGUGGAAUUAUGUGUUAAAAACAGACGGGUGUCGGGUCUACAUGUCAACAGUGUGGAGUUGAUUAGUUGGUAACACUGGCAAGGGUGACGUCAUCAAUAAACUCCAACCUCGA
Molecule: messenger RNA, 865 nt
Organism: Homarus americanus (American lobster)
Lineage: Eukaryota; Metazoa; Arthropoda; Malacostraca; Decapoda; Nephropidae
Product: muscle-specific protein 20-like
Exons: 4
Coding region: 64-456 (130 amino acids)
Molecular function (GO): protein binding
Source: RefSeq, a predicted model, not a curated record